Lagopus muta (rock ptarmigan) is the source of this 4444-nucleotide messenger RNA. RefSeq names its product dimethylaniline monooxygenase [N-oxide-forming] 3-like. Lineage: Eukaryota; Metazoa; Chordata; Aves; Galliformes; Phasianidae. The transcript is spliced from 16 exons. Gene Ontology annotation, molecular function: N,N-dimethylaniline monooxygenase activity; NADP binding; flavin adenine dinucleotide binding. The record is from RefSeq and is a predicted model, not a curated record. Bases 1587 to 3185 code for a protein of 532 amino acids.
CUUUUGCUGGACUCUUGGAAAGUGCACCUGACGUUGCUUUUCUGAUGGUCAGAUGAUAAGAAGAAAGGAGGAGCUGAACUUUGAGUUAUGAUUAAUUGCAUGCGAAAGCAUUCUCUGCAUCCAUUUUGCACUUAUGAGCUGUAAGAGGCUUUGAACACACGUAACAACUCUUGGCAUGCUUCAGAUUUCCUGAGAAAAGGUGAAAACAGCACAAACUUUAAGGUAUCGCAGGAUCAAAAACUUGGUGUCAUACUCUGAGUGACAAAUCAAACACCACUGCAUAAUGACUGUUUUCACCACCUUGGAAUUGCAUUUUCCCACCAACAAAGUUUAGUUAUAACAGAGCGUGUCUGAGACAUCACAGACUACAGUUUCACACCUAAUGUACCAGCUGAGGCAUGCGGAAGGAGAGUGUAUGGGAACUGCUGCACCAUGGCCUGGACCUCUGAUUGAUCACCUGAGGCCAGCACUGAGUCAGCUGCAGGAGUACAGGUGAAGGCAAUUCACCUGUGUGACUGGAAGGGAUGGAGCCUGGCUGCACCUCUCCUAGACCCCAUUUAAGGGCUGACUGCCACUGAGUAACGUUCUCUUUCUGGAGAGUGCUCUUCUUGGAGUUUUUUCUGUGAGCCUACAUUGUGGCCAUCUGAAGAAAAGGCCUAAUCUUCCUUGUGGCACGUAUCUCCAGUCUUGCUAGUUGUUCUGGAGGAUCAGACUGGGGAAUCUCCAGAUGCCGCUUCCUACCUCUAUGAUUCCCUAAUGCCCACAGCACUGGAGCCAGCUGCCCCCAGAUAUUGUGGAGUUUCCUGCUAUGGAGAUAUUCAAAAUCCACCUGGAUGAUUUGCUGGGCCACCUGCUCUGGGAACAUGCCUUACCAUGGCAGUUGGACUGGAGGAUCAGACUGGGGGAUUUCCAGAGGUCACUUCCUACCUUUAUGGUUCUUUAAUGCCCAGAUAUGUAUAUUAAAAACAAACAGUUUUAAAGCUAAUUGCUUAAAAUAGCAAAGAUUGAAGUACUUUAUAUUCUGGAAAGAAAAAAAAAAAAUAGAAUUACCCUGUCAACAAAAGAUUACAUAUCAAAAUACAUACGUGGUUCCACUAAAAUGUCUUAUCUGACACAACCUGAGACCAUCACUUCCCAUCCUGUUGCUGUUACCCAGGAGCAGGGGCCAACCCCCAUCUCACCACAGCCUCCUUUUAGGCAUUUUGCGUAAGCAGUAAGGUGUCCCCUGAGCUCCUCUUCUCCAUCCCUGACCCAUGCCAUUCCCUGAGCCACUCCCCAUUAUGUUUGUGCUCCAGACUCCGCACAGCCCUGCUGCUCUUCUCUGGGCACACUCUAGGGCCUUGAUGUCUUUUUCUUUUUUUGUAGUGAGGGGCCCAGAACUGAACUCAGAACUUGUUGUGCAGCCUUUCCAGAGCCUCAUCUGCUCUCAGUGACUUGGAUGUUGCCAUGCAGCCUUGCAGAGGUGCUGGGGGGAGCUGCUUGUGUCCUUGACCUCUUGCUUGCAAGAAACGCCUCAAAGCCACAGAUCCUCUCCUCCCACAGCUCCCACUCCAAGCUCUGAGGCACCGCGGGCUGCACAGGACACCAUGGUGCGACGUGUGGCUGUGGUGGGCGCAGGCAUCAGCGGGUUGGCAGCCAUCAAGUGCUGCCUGGAAGAGGGGCUGGAGCCCGUCUGCUUCGAGCUGAGUGAGGACAUCGGGGGGCUCUGGCGCUACACGGAAAAGCCAGAGGAAGGCAGAGCUAGCAUCUACCGCACUGUCUUCACCAAUUCCUGCAAGGAGAUGAUGUGCUACCCUGACUUCCCCUUCCCCGACGACUACCCCAACUAUAUGCACAACACAAGGCUCCAGAAGUACAUCCGUGACUACGCACAGCAUUUUGACCUUCUCCAGCACAUCCGCUUUAAGACCACAGUCACCAAGAUAAGGAAGCGCCCUGACUUCAGCGCUACGGGGCAGUGGGAGGUGGUUACACGGAGAGACGGGAAGGAAGAGGCAGCGGUUUUCGAUGCUGUUAUGGUUUGCACUGGACACCAUGUCUGCCCAAACCUCCCCCUUGCCCACUUCCCAGGGAUAGAGAAGUUUAAAGGCUCCUACUUACACAGCCGAGAGUACAAGGAGCCAGAAAAGUUCAGAGGGAAGAAGGUGCUGGUGAUUGGCUUGGGCAACUCUGGCUGUGACAUUGCUGUGGAGCUCAGCACUGUGGCCUCGCAGGUUUACCUGAGCUCCCGAAGUGGCUCCUGGGUGAUGAGCCGUGUCUGGAACUUUGGCUACCCCUGGGACAUGCUGCUCAUCACCCGUUUCUGGACAUGGCUGGACAACUUUCUCCCCAAGGCAGUCAGUGACUGGCUCUAUGUCAGGGGCAUGAACCAGCAGUACAAACAUGAGGACUUUGGCCUAAUGCCGGUGGAUGGAGCAUCCCGCAGGGAACCAGUGUUGAAUGAUGACAUCCUGAGCCGCAUCACCUGUGGUGUGGUGCUGAUAAAGCCAAAUGUGAAGGAAUUCAGAGAAAAGUCAGUCUUGUUUCAAGAUGGGACUGUGCAGGAUGACCUCGAUGUGGUUAUCUUUGCCACUGGCUACUCUCACUCCUUUCCUUUCAUGGAGGAUGAAUCCAUCAUCGAAAGCAGGAACAAGGAGAUUAACCUCUACAGAUGCAUUGUUCCUCCUCAGCUAGAGAAGCCAACCAUGGCAGUCAUUGGGUUGGUCCAGUCCUUUGGAUCCGCCAUCCCGACAGCAGAUGUCCAGUGCCGCUGGGCGGUCAAGGUGUUUCAGGGGCUCUGCAAGCUCCCCUCGGUCAGUGAGAUGCUGGAGGACAUAGAGGAGAUGAAGAGGAAUAAGAUCAAAUGGUUCAGGAGAAGUGACACGCUGCAGACUGAUUACAUCACCUACAUGAAUGAGUUGACCUCAGACAUCGGUGCGAAGCCUAACCUGCUCAAGCUCCUGCUGACAGACCCACUACUGGCCCUCAAGGUCUUCUUUGGCCCCUGCACCCCCUACCAGUUCCGCCUGACAGGGCCAGGGAAGUGGAGUGGAGCCAGGAAAGCCAUCUUCACUCAGUGGGACCGGACAGUGAAGGCCACAAGGACACGUGAAGCCCCCCCUGCUACCACUACACUCCCCAGCCUGCUGGUGCUGGGGAUGCUCUUCCUCCUGCUUCUCCUCCUCCUCACUGUGCUCUACUGGUAGGGGGAUGGGGAGGGCUGCAGGCUUACCAAGUGGCUUCUGUGUGCAGGAUACUUCCUGCUGGCCAUUGUCUGUGCUCCUGCCUUACUCCCUGCCCAGAUAAUUCUUCAAGAGCUCCCCUAUAUAUAAUAUACAGCUAUACAAAUCAGUGUAACCUUGGUGCCUUGUGAAUUUGGGACCUUUCUCAGAUGUGGCUUCAAUUCCAACUUUUCCUACAGUUUUUUUUUUUUUUCUAUAGUGGAGGAAUGGAGAUAACAUGUUUGCCUGUUCAUUAAAUGUUUUGGUGUAAAAUGUAUGCUCUGGGCUAAAUUGGCUUGCCUGCACUUCUGAGCUGUGAGAGGUGCCUGGGCUAGGCAACAUCCCAACCUGCUAAUGUGGCUUUAGCAGAGCAGAGAUGUGCCCAAUGUUUCAUUUGAUACCAGCUUCUACUCUUUCUCUGCUCAUUGCGUGAUGGAUUAUUUGAUGUGUGUAGAAGCAGUAACCACCUGUGGUGCUUCUGGAGCCAUCAACAGUCUGCUCUAAAAAGGGUUUUUCAGCUGGCAUUUUGCGCCACCACUCACUCCUCCCUUCCUCAGUGGGAUGGGGGAGAGAACUGGGGAAAAAAGAAAACCAAACAAACACAACAUGUAACUCAGGGGUUGUGAUAAAAACUUUACAAAGUGUUUACAAAGACAGAAAGGGAAAAAAAGGAUUAUAGUUAUAAUUAUUUUAUACAUGUAUGUGUACACAUGAAUAUAUACAUGAAACAAAUGAGGCAUUAGCAAUUUCCCCACCGACCGACCUCUGCCUUCCAUGAUGCCAUAUAGUAUGGGUUAUUCCCUUGGCUAUUUGAGGUCAGCUGUCCUGAUUCUAUCCCUGCCCACCUCCUUGUUUCCGUCCCCCAGCCCCUUAGUCAGGACAGCAAGAAGCUGAGAACAAAAAUAUCCUUGGCUCUGUGCAGUGCUGCUCAGCAACAGCUAAAGUAUUGCUCAGUAAUCAAUGAUGGCUCCCUCCUAAAGCCAAAAUGCAGCAUCAGACCAGAUGCUGUGAAGGAAAAAUCAGUUCUGUCUCAGCUGAAAUGUGGAUACACUUCUCAUUUCAGAUGAGAGGAAGUUUUUGCUCUUCAUUUAGCAGUGUGAAUUUUAUUGCAUUUUGUGAUCAAUACAUGCUCUGGGCUGCAAGCUGAGCCAGGCAUUGGGCUUGAUGUGGGAAAUUACUUUAACUUGAGUGUUAACAGCAAAAUACUUUAACUGAUACAGAUAAUAAAAACAAUUACUCAUUCA